Molecule: messenger RNA, 430 nt
Organism: Mercurialis annua (annual mercury)
Lineage: Eukaryota; Viridiplantae; Streptophyta; Magnoliopsida; Malpighiales; Euphorbiaceae
Product: stress-induced protein KIN2-like
Exons: 3
Coding region: 94-294 (66 amino acids)
Source: RefSeq, a predicted model, not a curated record
UGCAUUUUCAUCAUCAGCUGCAAUAUUAAUUUUCAGGUUCAUCUUAUUUGAUUAAAAGUCUAAAAUUAUUCACACACAAAAAAAAACAGCAAAAUGGAUUCAUCACAGGAUGCUAGCUUCCAAGCUGGACAAACCACUGGCCAGGCUAAGGAGAAGGGAAACCAGAUGAUGGACAAGGUUAGCAAUAUUGCCCAGUCUGCCAAGGAAUCCUGCCAAGAGACUGGUCAGCAAAUGAAGGCUAAAGCACAGGGAAUGACCGAAACUGUUAAGGACAAAGUUGGAGCUAACAAAUGAAGAAUUAAUUAUAUUUGUUUUCAUUAUUUUGCUUUAGUUUGUGCAGUUUUUACUGCAAGUUUUGUUUUAUGUUUUUUCAAAUUUUCAUAAGAUUAAUGAAUGAAACAUUAUGAAUAACUAGUGGAUACAUUUGGUA